CCCCCCCCAUGGACCCCUCUCAGGGGGGCAAUUGAUCCUGAACCGCUCCAGCUGUGUCCCAACGCCACACCAAGGCCCGUCCGUGCCUGCAACGUCCGUGGGAACUAACCAGCUUGUCCUCCCUAACGACACUUGUUCUCAAACCAUCGACAUCGUCCCCAAUCUACCCACGCCGACGCCCCCGUUCCUCCAUCGACCACACGCAGAGUAGAGGCAUCUAGACACGCGCCUCUCACAGGCGACGUCGCCAUUGCUCUCGUUCCCCAUGACCCGCCAGAGCACCCGCUCCCUCGUCGGUCGGUGAUCCUCGUGCACCUCCUGCACCGGCGCGGUGCGCUUUGUGCGCGACGAUGCAGCUGCCAUGGCAGGGGAACCAGGGCGCAAAUCACGGGCCGCUGCUCCCUACGGCUGCCGGCAACAGUAUUCCGACCAUUUCCGGCUUCACUCAGGACUCCGAGGGCGACAAGCCGCCUUCGAGGCCUCGGCAUGUCAGGACGACUUCGGCGCAUGCGCGGGGCGUUGCCGAUGACUUUUCAUACAUGACCCCGAGCGAGGCGGCCGCCCGGCUGCGAACAUCUCUGACCCAGGGCCUUACGCCAACCGAAGCCCUGACGCGCCUCGGCGACUAUGGCCCGAACGAGAUACCCCACGAAGAUCCCGAACCGCUAUGGCUGCGCUUCGUGAAGCAGUUCCAAGAGCCACUCAUUGUGCUGCUGCUCGUAUCCGCGGGUACGUCCUUGCUGCUGGGCAACAUGGAUGAUGCAGUCAGCAUCACGGUGGCCGUCACCAUCGUCGUCACCGUCGGCUUCGUCCAGGAAUACCGAUCGGAGCAGUCAAUUGAGGCUCUCAACCACCUGGUUCCGAAUCAUGCCCACCUUGUGCGGGGCGGACCAGCGAAGCCUCAGGGCACACCCAAGACGUCGUCGUGGCCGCCCGCCGCCUUGGAGGGUGCGGACGGCUCCUUGAGCCCCGGCCUCAAGACUCCAGCCGAAGACGUUCUCGAUGCAACGUCAGCCAAGGUCAUGGCUGGCCAACUUGUUCCGGGCGAUCUAGUGCUCUUCACUACCGGCGAUCGCAUCCCCGCAGACAUACGCGUCACCAAAGCGGCAGACCUCACCAUCGACGAGUCCAACUUGACCGGAGAGACGGAUCCCGUUCGAGUGACCACCGAGGCUCGAUCGCGUAGAAUCAAUGCCCUUGGCAUCAGCCAUGUCCAGCUCCCUCGCCCAUCCACGCUGUCACCGAGCGACAGCCAAGGUGAUCACGCCAACAGCACCACACACAACAUCGCGUACAUGGGAACGCUGGUCAAAUCGGGCUACGGCCAAGGCAUCGUGUUUGCCACAGGGGGCAGCACGCAUUUCGGUACCAUCGCAACGAGUGUCACAGGGACCGAGAGCCCGCGAUCACCGUUGCAGCUGUCCAUGGAUGAUCUCGGGUCUCAGCUCAGCAAGGCGUCAUUUGCUGUCAUUGCCCUGAUCUCGUUCGUGGGUUGGCUGCAAGGUAAAGGUCUGCUCGAGAUAUUCACCAUCUCCAUCUCUUUGGCCGUCGCCGCCAUUCCAGAGGGCCUGCCCAUCAUCGUUACUGUCACUUUAGCCCUCGGAGUGCACCGAAUGGCCAGACACAAUGCCAUUGUUCGCCGCAUGCCCAAGGUCGAGACAUUGGGGUCGGUGAAUGUGGUUUGCACGGACAAGACAGGCACGCUAACGACAAAUCAUAUGACCACCUCCGAGCUGUGGUGCUUUGGAGCAGGAGGUGCGUUUGACGUGGUAUCAGAUGCCGAGUCUCUUGAAAACAAAAUCAGCCAGGCGUCGAUGCGAAUCCUUCGCAUCGGCAAUAUUGCCAACAACGCACGGCUUGCUCAGAAGUAUACGGACAACGGGGCGGCGGCCACGGCCGUUCUAUCCUCGACCAUCGGUCGCGAAGACGCCGCCCCGUACACCCGAUGGGUCGGGCAGCCGACAGAUGUGGCCAUGCUAGACUUGCUUGAUAAGUUCAACGAGCACGAUGCGCGCGAGUCUGUCGGCCCUCGCGUCACCGAGACCCCGUUCAGCUCCGAGCGCAAGUGGAUGGGCGUUACGAUCGGAUCCGACGCCAAGGGUGAAAAGGAGUAUGCGUACAUGAAGGGCUCCAUUGAAAAGGUGCUCGCGGCUUGUGACACCUACCUUGAACGAGACGGACGCGAAAUCGUGCUCGAUCACGCCCGGCGCCAGGAGGCACUGGCCGCAGCCGAGACCAUGGCGGCCAAGGGUCUCAGGGUACUGGCUUUCGCUAGUGGACCAGUCAACAGAUCGGCAAAGGGACGCUCGACGCCGGGAGCACCACGCAGUGGCACGCCCGGGCAAGACGGCUCGGGUUCUCCGUUGCCGGGAUCGGAUGAGGCAUAUAGGGAUCUUACCUUUGCCGGCUUGGUUGGCAUGAGCGAUCCGCCGAGACCUGGCGUCGCUCGAUCGAUCAGGCGAUUGAUGAGAGGUGGCGUCAAAGUCGUCAUGAUCACAGGCGACGCGGAGACGACGGCUGUGGCAAUCGGCAGGCAACUGGGCAUGACGAUUGCUGUGCCUAGCGCUCAUUCGACAAGCCAGUCGACGGUGAAGUCCGUUUUGAGGGGCGACGAAGUAGACCAGAUGUCUGAGCAAGACCUGGCGCAGGCACUGCAGCACACGACCAUCUUUGCCCGAACGAACCCCGACCACAAGCUCAAGAUCAUCAGAGCGCUGCAAUCUCGUGGCGACAUCGUGGCCAUGACGGGAGAUGGCGUCAACGACGCGCCGGCCCUGAAGAAGGCUGACAUUGGUAUCUCGAUGGGCCGCCACGGGACCGACGUUGCCAAAGAAGCGGCGGAUAUGAUUCUCACCGACGACGACUUCUCGACCAUUCUGCAUGCCAUAGAGGAGGGCAAGGGCAUAUUCAACAACAUUCAGAAUUUCUUGACGUUUCAGCUCAGCACCAGCGCGGCGGGCCUGUCGCUCGUCUUUCUCUGCACCUGCUUUGGCUUCAGGACACCCCUGAAUGCCAUGCAGAUUCUCUGGAUCAGUGAGCGCAACUCUCGGGGAGGCGUGUUGACAGGGUGGAAUUUCUUGCUAACGAGUGAAACGCAGAUAUCAUCAUGGACGGCCCUCCGGCACAGUCGCUUGGUGUCGAAAAGGUUGACCCGGACGUGAUGAACCGGCCACCACGGAACCGGGGCGACCCUGUCCUUACUAGGGCGGUGCUCAUGCGCGUGCUGACGUCGGCGUCCAUCAUCAUGGUUGGCACGAUGCUGAUAUACAGCCGGGAGAUGCUGGCGGACGGACAGGUGACGCGACGGGACACGACUAUGACGUUUACGUGCUUCGUCUUCUUCGACAUGUUUAAUGCGCUCAGCUGCCGGUCUGAGUCCAAGUCCAUCUUCCGUGGCGAGAUGGGUCUGUUCGCGAACAACCUGUUCAACUGGGCCGUGUCCCUCAGCCUGAUAUGCCAGCUGCUGGUGAUAUACAUGCCAUGGUUGCAGGAGGUGUUCCAGACCGAGGCGCUCAGCUUCGGCGACUUGGUUCGAUUGGUUGCGCUUUGCAGCACCGUGUUUUGGGCGGACGAGCUGCGAAAAUACCUGAAGUACGGCAAGAGGCGUUUGGGAAGCGGGUACAGCCAGGCGGUGUAAGAAAUAGGUUUGGGUUUCUGGUGGACGGGCGGCGCAAUUCCAAAGGCUCAUAUCCCUUGGACGGGUCUGGUGUCGGGAGAGGUCGGUUGUGUAUUGAUGAUGCUACUACAUAGAUCUGGCGGCGGGGGGUGUGGUCCCUUUUUGCAUACUAGCCUCGUGCUGCUGUGUCGCGUGCACAUCAGAAUGUAAAUCUGUACAAUCAUGGUGGCGUGCGUGGCCAAGGGUGUUGCAGGUGCCUGCCGUCGGCUGGAGGUUCCGGGUUGCCCUUUGACUGGCGAUACCUUAUUCGAGGCCGGCUCGGGCGUCCGCCCAUCUUACCUUAUUUACAGGCAGGUGGCCGCUGGGUCGGUGGGCAAUCGCUCAGGGAGUGAUUAGUAGGUAGUGGGCUGACAGUGGAUGCUGCCCGGCC
This is a messenger RNA of Purpureocillium takamizusanense, 4046 nucleotides long. It is a transcript of the gene PMR1, whose product is annotated as High affinity Ca2+/Mn2+ P-type ATPase-like protein, variant 2. NCBI's taxonomy places the organism in Eukaryota, Fungi, Ascomycota, Sordariomycetes, Hypocreales, Ophiocordycipitaceae. Gene Ontology annotation, cellular component: plasma membrane; Golgi membrane; endoplasmic reticulum. The transcript is spliced from 3 exons. Gene Ontology annotation, biological process: calcium ion transmembrane transport; manganese ion transport; intracellular calcium ion homeostasis. Gene Ontology annotation, molecular function: ATP hydrolysis activity; P-type calcium transporter activity; ATP binding. The record is from RefSeq and is a predicted model, not a curated record. The coding region runs from base 351 to 3161 and encodes 936 amino acids.